ACCGCCCGUUCUCCCCGCAGGCCUCCGGUAACAAGGUGAGCCGGCAGUCUGUGCUGUGCGGCAGCCAGAACAUCGUCCUCAACGGCAAGACGAUAGUUAUGAACGACUGCAUCAUCCGCGGCGACCUGGCCAACGUGCGGGUGGGACGGCACUGCGUGGUCAAGAGUCGCAGCGUCAUCAGGCCGCCCUUCAAGAAGUUCAGUAAAGGGGUGGCUUUCUUCCCUCUGCACAUUGGUGACCAUGUCUUCAUAGAAGAGGAUUGUGUUGUCAACGCGGCCCAGAUUGGCUCCUAUGUGCACAUAGGCAAGAACUGUGUCAUUGGACGAAGAUGUGUUUUGAAAGACUGCUGCAAAAUCUUAGACAACACAGUACUCCCUCCUGAAACCGUAGUUCCACCUUUCACUGUCUUCUCGGGCUGCCCAGGACUCUUCUCUGGGGAGCUCCCGGAAUGCACCCAGGAACUCAUGAUUGACGUUACCAAGAGCUAUUACCAGAAGUUCUUGCCACUCACUCAGGUCUAGUAGCCCAUUUCCCGUGUUUCAGGCACACAGGAGCGUUCUGGGGGUGGGGACAGGGGUGUUGUGCACUGAGGCCAGAGCCCUGUGCUCUCCUGAGCACUUGCGUGUGUGUGCCUCACCACUGCUGGCCUGGCCAAGCAGUCCCUCGUGAAAGCUGCUGUGUCCUGUCCAAACUUUGUAUGCUCAUCCAGUGUACUCCAUUCCACAUUGUCUGAAUUGUGCCACUGAAUGUUCUGGAGCUGGGGAAGCUGAAACACCUGCCUUGGGGCAGCAGCUGGACAACGAGGCAGAGCUGACACGUGCUCUGCAGCCUCAGCCUGCCUGCUCAGUUCUGUCCUAACCCAAAGCCAGGCUUAGGUUUGCUAGGAGCUGUUCUGGGUAUGCUCUGGGCACCUACCAGGGUUCCUUAGACCCAGGCCUUUCCUUUGGCGCAGUACUUACUGCCCAUGGGCCUGCACGCUGAGGUGCAUGGCCUCUUCCUUUUCUCCCUGGGAUUCUCUCUAGGGGUUUGUCCUCCUGAUGUUGGCUGUAGGAGUUUUGGCUGGCACUGGCACCUGUCUUUCUGUGCCUGACAGGAGGUUUCUUAGCUUUUAGCUCCUGAGGCAGGCUGACCUUAGUCCUAUGCUCUCACCACUUCCCGAAUAUCACAGACCGUAAAAAGCCACCAUGUCACUCACAGAAUUCAGUGCAGCAGUGGGUAAUUAAAAGUGAGAGAAUGCUGCAACUGUCCUCAUUUAUUACUCGGUGUCUAUAUUUGCAGAAAGCUCUUCAGUGCUUUUCUGAAUUAUGAAACUUAAGAAUGGUGCUCAGACUUCUUAGAGUGAAGGUUUCAUUUUGGACAUGUAAUAGAGCAGGAAUAGUUCUUGCUGAGAGCAGCUCUAAAAGUUGGAGGCAUCUGAUUGUACACCUGAGUACAGACAACUGGCUGCACACCAGUCUGCCUGCUCUGGUUGUGCUCUGUUAGAGCUUAGCAUAGUCCUGCUCUAGGUUUUAAACUGGGGCUCCUGCAUGUUGUAGUGUAGUGGCUGGGGCCAGGACAUGUAUUUAGGUGUGUGGUAGGUGUGUGGCUGUGGAUGAGCAGCCCUGAAGCCUCAGCUGAUCUGUGUAGCAAAUGCUGAUACACCUUAAUAGCAAAUAGCUGUAUGAACACUAACGUGUAGUAGCUGCUGUACAUCACAUGUAAAACUACUGACUGGUUUGUAUUUUUACUGUACAUAAAUUAAAGCCUCUUCAGUUGU
This is a messenger RNA of Ficedula albicollis (Collared flycatcher), 1756 nucleotides long. It is a transcript of the gene DCTN5, whose product is annotated as dynactin subunit 5. Bases 99 to 521 code for a protein of 140 amino acids. The record is from RefSeq and is a predicted model, not a curated record. The transcript has 5 exons. NCBI's taxonomy places the organism in Eukaryota, Metazoa, Chordata, Aves, Passeriformes, Muscicapidae.